AUGUCUCACAGGACUGUUUGUAGGUGGGUAGGUAAAUUUAGUGCUGGGCAGCAGCAACUGAAAGAUGCUGCUCACCCAGGUCGUCCUGCAACAACUACGACCAAAGGUAACAUAGAAAAAAUCCGGAAUAUCCUCAAAACUGAUGCUCGAUUCACCAAUAUACGUGUGGUCAUUCCCGAAUCGGAAACCGAAGAUUGUCACUUCUUGGAACUGGACGAAGAAGAAAAAACAGAACAGACACUAGAGGAGGAGGAGGAGGAGGCAGAAAGUGAAGUUACUACCAAUGGAUCCCCGGUGAUGGAAAAUACCAACACCACAGACGAGAAGGCGUGUUUAUAUGGCGAUGACGAACCUGUUAUGACAGAUGAAGUGAAGACUACUGUGGAGUCCUGGUGUGGCGCCCGUAAGAUACGUCAUUUGACCCGGAAGGCCCAGUGUCAAGAUGUCCCCCAGGACGGAAGUCAACAAGAUGAAGACUUGGAAGAGACCGAAUCAGGCACACUUGUCCGUAGAAAGAGGUCUUGGUUUUGGGGAAGAUGCCGUUAUCACUGUUACUGGAUCAGUAGAAGAGUGAGGAGUUGCUGGUAUGGUCCAUCCCGAUUCUUCUAUUGGCGGAUUAGGUACUUUUUGAUAAGUACGCACUACUAUUGCAUAUGUGGAAGAAACUGUGGAGUUAACAUUGUGUCAAUAUUUCAAUCCUUUAAAAAAAAGGGAUAAGAUAUCAUUAAAAUA
Molecule: messenger RNA, 732 nt
Organism: Pecten maximus
Lineage: Eukaryota; Metazoa; Mollusca; Bivalvia; Pectinida; Pectinidae
Exons: 4
Coding region: 1-717 (238 amino acids)
Source: RefSeq, a predicted model, not a curated record